UAGCUGUCACUUUGCAUCUCGCACAGCUCACGGACACGCGCCUCUCACUCCCGCUAACCAUGGCCGCACGCAAGUUCUUUGUUGGGGGUAACUGGAAGAUGAACGGGGACAAGAAGUCUCUGGGGGAGCUGAUAUCCGCCCUGAACGGGGGCAACGUGAGCGCCGACACAGAUGUGGUCUGUGCAGCCCCCUCUAUAUAUCUGGACUUUGCACGCCAGAAGUUGGAUGCAAAAUUUGCAGUAUCUGCACAGAACUGUUACAAAGUGGCAAAGGGCGCGUUCACAGGCGAGAUCAGCCCAGCAAUGAUCAAGGAUUGUGGCGCCACAUGGGUGAUCCUGGGGCACUCUGAAAGGCGCCAUGUGUUUGGGGAGUCAGAUGAGCUGACUGGUCAGAAGGUUGCUCACGCUCUGUCUGAGGGGCUAGGUGUCAUUGCGUGUAUUGGGGAGAAGCUGGACCAGCGGGAGGCCGGUAUCACUGAGAAGGUGGUGUUUGAGCAGACAAAGGCCAUUGCAGAUAACGUUAAGGACUGGAGUCAUGUUGUAUUGGCCUAUGAACCAGUCUGGGCCAUUGGAACAGGCAAAACUGCCACACCUCAGCAGGCUCAAGAGGUUCAUUUGAAGCUUCGCGAAUGGCUAAAAAAGCAUGUAUCUGAGGAGGUGGCCAAAUCAACCAGAAUAAUUUAUGGAGGCUCAGUCACUGGAGGAACCUGCAAAGAGUUGGCAUCUCAGCCAGACAUUGAUGGCUUCCUAGUCGGAGGUGCUUCACUGAAAGCAGAGUUCAUAGACAUCAUAAACGCCAAACACUAACAACAUUCCACCCCCCUCUGUAUGCCCUGGAUUCUUCUCUGCAGCGUGAGAUGCUGCCAGUGUCGCCCAUACUGUACAAACUGUUAUUGUGAGCUGUGAUAGAUUAAAGUAUCUGAAACCA
Molecule: messenger RNA, 927 nt
Organism: Bombina bombina (fire-bellied toad)
Lineage: Eukaryota; Metazoa; Chordata; Amphibia; Anura; Bombinatoridae
Product: triosephosphate isomerase
Exons: 7
Coding region: 60-806 (248 amino acids)
Biological process (GO): glycolytic process; gluconeogenesis; glyceraldehyde-3-phosphate biosynthetic process
Cellular component (GO): cytosol
Molecular function (GO): triose-phosphate isomerase activity
Source: RefSeq, a predicted model, not a curated record